Messenger RNA from Amorphotheca resinae ATCC 22711, 3449 nucleotides. RefSeq lists its product as hypothetical. NCBI's taxonomy places the organism in Eukaryota, Fungi, Ascomycota, Leotiomycetes, Helotiales, Amorphothecaceae. Gene Ontology annotation, biological process: leucyl-tRNA aminoacylation. The transcript has 2 exons. Gene Ontology annotation, molecular function: aminoacyl-tRNA deacylase activity; ATP binding; leucine-tRNA ligase activity. The coding region runs from base 47 to 3406 and encodes 1119 amino acids. The record is from RefSeq and is a predicted model, not a curated record.
AUAGAGACCACUCACCGAAGCCUUUCUCGAGUGCAGCACCGCAAUCAUGGCAGCUGUUGAAGCAACCACCAAGGCUUUGGAGCAGGUCACCGUCUCCAAAACCAAGGAAUUGAAAGGCACAGAAAAGAGAGACACUCUCAUAGCCAUCGAGAAGAAAUACCAAGCACAAUGGCAAAAAGAUGGCGUAUUCCAACAAGAUGCUCCAUCGAUCUCCGAAAUCCCCCUCCACAGCGUCUCUCCCGCUGAGUUGCGGGCCCAACACCCCAAAUUCUUUGGUACCAUGGCGUACCCAUACAUGAACGGCACUCUUCACGCCGGACAUUCCUUCACCGUAUCGAAAAUCGAGUUCACCGCCGGAUUUGCGCGCAUGCAAGGCAAGAGGAGUCUCUUUCCGAUGGGAUUCCAUUGUACGGGUAUGCCGAUCAAGGCCUGUGCGGACAAGCUCAUUAAUGAGGUGAAGCUUUUCGGGAAGAAUUUCGAGCGCUACAAGGAGGAUGAAGAGGAGCCUGAGGUGAAAACGCCUACCCAGAGCGCGCAUCGUGAGGAUGUGACGAAGUUUACGGCGAAGAAGGGCAAGGCUGCCGCAAAGGUCGUGAAGAUGAAGUACCAGUUCCAGAUCAUGCGGGCUUUGGGCAUACCGCUUGAGGAGAUCCAUUUGUUUGCGGACCCAAACCAUUGGUUGGAAUUCUUCCCUCCGCUGUGCCAAAGAGACCUUACGAACUUCGGGGCGAGGAUCGACUGGAGACGGUCUUUCGUGACCACGGAUGCGAACCCCUAUUAUGAUGCGUUUGUCCGCUGGCAAAUGAAUCGUCUCAGAGAAUUGAAAAAGAUCAAGUUCGGCAAGAGAUACACGAUCUAUUCGCCUAAGGACGGUCAGCCAUGUAUGGACCACGAUCGAAGUGAGGGAGAGGCUGUUGGACCCCAAGAAUACACUGCCUUGAAGUUGAAGGUUAAGGAGUGGGCCCCUACCGCUGAAAAGGAGAUCAAGGGCAAAGUGCCUGAGGGUGCCGAUGUCUUCUUCGUGCCUGCAACUCUCAGACCGGAGACCAUGUAUGGACAAACCUGCUGUUUCGUCGGGCCGAAGAUCAAAUACGGCGUGUUCAAGGUCUCCGAAAAGGAAUACUAUGUCAUCACUGACCGAGCUGCGCGGAAUAUGGCAUAUCAGGGUAUCUUCCCUGAGAAUGGCGUCUACGAAAAAGUGGCAGAGAUUCUUGGCUCGGCUUGUGUUGGUACUCUUGUCCACGCUCCCCUCUCAGUUCACAAGGAGGGUGUCAGGAUCCUGCCUAUGGAGUCAGUUCUUCCAACGAAGGGUACGGGAGUUGUCACAUCUGUACCAUCAGACAGUCCAGAUGACUUCGCGACUGUUACAGAUCUCGCAAAGAAGGCCGACUACUACGGAAUCAAGAAGGAAUGGGCGGAGUUGGAGAUUAUCCCUAUUAUCUCAACACCUUCAUAUGGUAACCUUGCCGCACCCUUCUUGGUCAAGAAGCUCAAGAUUGCCUCGCCAAAGGACACCAAGCAACUCGAGGAAGCAAAGGAGCUUGCGUACAAGGAAGGCUUCUACCAAGGAAUAAUGGAAAUUGGUGACUUCAAGGGCGAGAAGGUUGAGGUUGCAAAGCCAAAGGUCAGACAACAGCUGAUUGAUGCCGGAGAGGGAUUUGCAUACUCUGAGCCAGAGCGAAAAGUUACCAGUCGGUCUGGGGAUGACUGCUGCGUGGCCUUGAUGGACCAGUGGUAUCUUGACUACGGAGAGGAAUCCUGGAAAGAAGUCGCGUUAAAACACGUUGAAAAUGCGGACGGAAAAGGCUUGGAGACAUACUCUCAAGAGACGAAGAACGGCUUCGAGGGUGUUCUCAACUGGCUGAACCAAUGGGCUUGUGCUAGAACAUACGGUCUUGGUUCAAAGCUUCCGUGGGAUCCUCAAUUCCUUGUCGAGAGUUUGAGUGACAGUACGAUCUACAUGGCUUAUUACACAAUCGCUCAUUACCUCCACAAAGACAUCUUCGGUAAGACUCCUGGUCUGGCCGGCAUCAAGCCAGAGCAAAUGACAGACGAAGUCUGGGAUUAUGUCUUCGCCCGUCGAGAGCUCAGUGAUGAGAUCAUCUCGGAAACCAAAAUCCCCAAGACAGCCCUCGAAUCUAUGCGCAGAGAAUUCGAAUAUUGGUAUCCAUUGGACCUCCGAGUUUCUGGAAAGGACCUCAUCCCCAACCAUCUCACAUUCUUCCUUUACAUCCAUCUUGCUAUCUUCCCACCAGAGUACUGGCCUAAAGGUGUCCGAACCAAUGGUCACUUGCUGCUAAAUGGUGAGAAGAUGAGUAAAUCAACUGGAAACUUCAUGACCCUCGACGACAUGGUGAAGAAGUACGGCGCCGACGCAUCCAGAAUCGCCUUGGCAGAUGCGGGUGAUGCAGUAGCAGACGCCAACUUUGAAGAAGACGUCGCAGACAACAACAUCCUCCGACUCUUCAACCUCCGGGAAUGGUGUGAAGAGAUGGUUUCCGACAAAGCUGAUCUCCGUUCGGGAGAGAAGAAUGAUUUCCUCGACGCCCUUUUUGAUAACGAAAUGAACGCCAUCGUACGAGAAUGUUAUGACCACUAUGCUGCCACGAACUACAAACUUGCGUUGAAAUCUGCGCUCUACGAUUUCAUUUCCGCGAGAGAUUUCUACCGUGAAUCUUCUGCUGCCGCAGGGGUCAAGAUGCACAAGGACUUGGUAUUGCGGUAUAUUGAAUUGCAAGCCUUGUUGCUUGCCGUUAUUGCACCGCAUUGGUCCGAAUACAUCUGGCUCGAGGUCCUCCAUAAACCAAGCACAAUCCAAAACCAACUCUUCCCCACCGUUCCCGCACCUGUUGCCUCCCUAACCGCAGCACGCGAAUACGUCCGCGCCACUUCAUCCAACGUCACGUCGGCCGAAGCAGCCCAACAAAAGAAGAGCGCAAAGGGCAAAGACAUCGGCUACGAUCUCAAGAAGCCCAAGAAACUCACCAUCUACGCAGCAGCCAAAUUCCCAGCCUGGCAGGAGAAGUAUAUCGACCUGGUCAGAGAGGCCUGGAUACCAGGCAAGGGCACAGAUGACAAGGCACUCAAUGCCAAGGUUGCCAAGAUGGGCGAGAUGAAGAAAGCAAUGCCAUUUGUGCAAGGCCUGAAGAAACGCUUAAUGGCCGGCGAGAAGCCAGAGAUGGUCUUCGAACGCAAGCUCGCAUUCGACGAGAUCGAGGUCCUGAAGAACAUGGUUCCCGGCCUGAAGAAGGCGGCCGGCCUCAGCCAGGUCGAGAUCGUGAAGGUGGAGGAGGGCGGAAAGACAGGCCACGUCGUCGGCGGCGGGCCGGUCGAGAACCUGUCCCACAUUGCCGAGGGUGCCGUGCCGGGGGUACCAACCUUCGCUUUUGAGAACGUGGCGGUCUAACCGCUCGCUCGUGGAUAGUUGGACUUGGCCUACCUAUUGGGGG